AUGGCGGCCCUCUUGAACAACUACCUAGAGAAAAAGGUCCUCGUUCUCACAGUCGACUCGCGCAUCCUCGUUGGCACUCUCGCCAGCAUCGACAACUCGACCAACUUGGUGUUACUGGGCACAAUUGAGCGUGUUAUCAACACGCCCGACGACGACGAGGCGUCUGCUGAGGUGCCCCUUGGGCUGUACCUCGUGCGUGGCGACAACGUGUGCAGCAUCGGCUUGGUGGACGAGCAGCUGGACGCGUCGAUUGACUGGACAAAGGUGCGCGGGCACGUCAUUGGAACGACGAAGCACAUAUAG
This is a messenger RNA of Sporothrix brasiliensis 5110, 303 nucleotides long. RefSeq names its product U6 snRNA-associated Sm-like protein LSm8. Gene Ontology annotation, molecular function: RNA binding. Bases 1 to 303 code for a protein of 100 amino acids. The transcript is spliced from 3 exons. The record is from RefSeq and is a predicted model, not a curated record. Lineage: Eukaryota; Fungi; Ascomycota; Sordariomycetes; Ophiostomatales; Ophiostomataceae. Gene Ontology annotation, biological process: mRNA splicing, via spliceosome. Gene Ontology annotation, cellular component: precatalytic spliceosome; U4/U6 x U5 tri-snRNP complex; U6 snRNP.